Molecule: messenger RNA, 1359 nt
Organism: Capsaspora owczarzaki ATCC 30864
Lineage: Eukaryota; Filasterea; Ministeriida; Capsasporidae
Exons: 2
Biological process (GO): translation reinitiation; formation of cytoplasmic translation initiation complex
Cellular component (GO): eukaryotic translation initiation factor 3 complex, eIF3m; multi-eIF complex; eukaryotic translation initiation factor 3 complex, eIF3e
Molecular function (GO): translation initiation factor activity; mRNA binding
Source: RefSeq, a predicted model, not a curated record
AUGUCAAGAGGCUCUCCUGACUCGGCAUUGACUCGAGCUCAAGAGCUGAUCGACGUCGGCAAGAAGCAGGUCGCCAUCGAAAUCCUGUCCGAUGCCAUCAACAACAAGAAGAACGCCUGGAGCAAGACGCUCGACGAAAUCAUGAUCAAGCUGAUUGAUCUGUGCGUCGAGACGCGCAAGAGCAAGCAGAUCAAGGACGCGCUGUACGUCUACAAGCAGGUCUGCCAGCACAUCAACCUCGCGUCGCUCGAGGUCAUCGUCCGCCACUUCCUCACGCUUGCCGUGUCGGAGGCUGAGAAGGCCCGCGAAAAGUCGGCCUCGUCCGCGCAGCUCGCCGACAUUGAGGACUUGGAGGCUGCAGAGACCCCCGAAAGCCUCAUGCUCUCGCUUGUCAGUGGCGAGGGCACCAAGGACCGCACCGAUCGCGAGCUCUUGGCGCCUUGGCUGCGCUUCCUGUGGGAUGCCUACCGCACUGUGCUUGACAUUCUGCGCAACAACGCCAAGCUUGAGGGUCUGUACGCCCACACGGCGCGCCAUGCCUUCUUGUUUUGCAUCAAGUACGCCCGCAAGACCGAGUUCCGUCGCACCUGCCAGCUUUUGCGCGACCACUUGGACUUUAUCCAAAAGUACUCGCACGUCCUGCACGCCGUCAACCUGACGCAGCCCGAGUCGCACCAGCUCCACCUUGAGCUCCGCUUUGACCAGCUCAACACGGCCAUGCAGCUCGAGCUCUGGCAGGAGGCCUUCAAGGCGAUCGAGGACAUUCACUCGCUCAUUGGUCUGUCCAAGCGCGCGCCCAAGCCCCAGGUCAAGGCGCUGUACUACCAGCGUCUGACCCAGGUGUUUUGGAAGUCGGAAAACCUGCUCUUCCACGCAAGCGCAUACCACCUGCUGUUUGUGCUCUCGCGCGAUUUCCGCAAAAACCUCCCGCAAGAGGAAGGCCGCGCCAUGGCCAACGCUGCCGUGCUCGCCACCCUCGCCAUUCCGAUCGCCAAGGCUCGCACCCAAGCUGAAGAGCACCUCGCGCUUGACGAGAACGUGGUCGAAAAGUCCCGCCGCCUGGCAUCGCUCGUUGGUCUGCAGGUCGCCCCGUCCCGCGAGUCCCUGAUUGAGGACUUGACUGUUCGCGGCAUUGCGCAGUUUGCUUCCCAAGAGCUGCGCGACCUGCUCCAGUGGCUCGAGUUUGAGUUCCACCCGCUCCACUGGAGCAAGAAGGUCGAGCCCAUCAUUGCUCGCAUCAAGAGCGACGCCCGCCUGCAGCAGUACGUUCGCCCGCUCCAGAACAUUAUUGUCAUGCGUCUGCUCCAGCAACUCGGCCAAGUCUACAACACGCUCAAGAUUUCGCACCUCCAGGCCAUG